AUGCGGGUGCGGCAGGUGUUUCUUGCGUUGGUCCUCGUGCUGUGCUGGGCGUGCGGCAGCGGGCGUGAAGCCAGCAGCAAGAUUUGCCUCCGGGUGCACAACUACAACUGGCUGCGGCGACUGAAGCAGAUGCUGAGGGCAAUGCCGAUGGUGGCGACGGAAGUGAACGGCGGGUCCACUGUAAAGACUGAAGAAAAUCACAAUAAGGGAGGGGCUAACGCCGACAAUCGACGUGGCGAGAACGGCGGUAAGGUCCGUGACUGCACUCCAACCCUGAGCAAAAGUGAACGAGCUUCCGGCCGUAAAGGUGACCAGGAAGCACACAAAAGUUCAAGCCAACGGCCUGACCGCGCGAAAGCACCACCUGUGGUGGGCAGUGGUGGGAACCCGGAUGUGAGUGCCAACCGUCAUACCGCAGGGCAAUUGGGUGGUGAAUGCGAUCUACCUGAAAAGAAGGCGGAGCCCCUUCCCGCCGAGUCCGCCGCUCGCAACACUGAGAGCACCGCUCCGAAGACUUCUGCUGCCAACGUGCCACCGAAAAAGGAUGCGGCUGCGGGCGCAAUGAUUGCGGCUGUCAGUGCGGCACCGCUGCUUCUGGGAGCAAUCGCCCACAUUCUCAUCUGGUGA
Trypanosoma grayi is the source of this 627-nucleotide messenger RNA. RefSeq lists its product as hypothetical. The record is from RefSeq and is a predicted model, not a curated record. Bases 1 to 627 code for a protein of 208 amino acids. Lineage: Eukaryota; Euglenozoa; Kinetoplastea; Trypanosomatida; Trypanosomatidae. The transcript has a single exon.